AGACGUUUCAACCUCUUGUAUAAAUGUUUAGGAUGAAAAAUUAGCAACAUCAUGAAUAUUUAUGAUGGGAAAGGAAUCAAAACGUCUUUCUCAGGUUUUAACUAAGGACUUCUUGAAACCUUUCAGCUUAGAGCCGCUUGAGUUCGCCACCGGAAUGGCUACCAACCGUGGUCGAGCUAUAUUGAAAGUAAUAUCCCCGUGGCGAUGGAAAUGAUCACCUAUCGGUUUUGGGCAAUACAUGGCAUGGAU
Nezara viridula (southern green stink bug) is the source of this 249-nucleotide messenger RNA. The record is from the annotation of a GenBank genome assembly. Lineage: Eukaryota; Metazoa; Arthropoda; Insecta; Hemiptera; Pentatomidae.